Schizophyllum commune H4-8 is the source of this 1110-nucleotide messenger RNA. Its product is annotated as HIT-like protein. Lineage: Eukaryota; Fungi; Basidiomycota; Agaricomycetes; Agaricales; Schizophyllaceae. The record is from RefSeq and is a predicted model, not a curated record. Gene Ontology annotation, biological process: deadenylation-dependent decapping of nuclear-transcribed mRNA. The transcript is spliced from 5 exons. Gene Ontology annotation, molecular function: hydrolase activity; RNA 7-methylguanosine cap binding. Bases 47 to 1057 code for a protein of 336 amino acids. Gene Ontology annotation, cellular component: nucleus; P-body.
UUCCGCCCUCAUCACCUCUUCACUCCAUUAUCUCCUUCUAUCCCCCAUGACCUCAACCGACCAAAAACGCCGCGACACCCUCGCCCGUCUGCCUCACUUUGAGCUCACGCGUGUCCUCGACGAAGAUCCUGGCUCGAAGUCUGCCAUAUUGCUUGGGACGCUGCCUGCUGUUGUCGACGGAGAGACUACGCCUUCUACAGAUACUGUUCGACAGCUUGCUAUUAUCACCCUGAGCAAGACGCACAUACCGUCUAGUGUCUUGUCAGAAGGACAGCCGUUAUUCGCACCUGCGGCAGGUGAAGCAAUCAGUCCAGCGCUAGCAUCCAUCGACAUCGGCACCUUGCUAGUCGAGGAGAGUACUGAUAUCUAUACAUGGAUGUUCGCCUCCUUCGCCGAUGACAAGGCGGGAUCGCACAAAUAUCGCGAUGUGAAAAUCACUCUGAUCUUCCCCGCCACGGAGGCGCACAUUCGCAAGUACACCAGGCAAAAGUACACCAUGGUCAGGGAGACGCCCGAGACGUAUGCAAACAUCGUUGAGCCCUACAUCUCGAGCAUUCCGAAAAGUCGUACGCAGUGGGUGCUGGACAUCCUCGAAGGUCGCGCCGAGCAAGAGAAGGUCCUCUACAACUGCCCGGACUUCAUCCUCGUCCCCGACAUGAAGUGGGACCUCACCACCAUCUCCUCCAUCUACAUCUGCGCCAUCGCACGGGUAGAGGGCCUUCGAAGCCUUCGCGAUUUGCGCGGCGAACACAUACCCUUGCUGAAAGGCAUUCAGCGAGAGGCUACACGCGUCGUCGCCGAGAAAUGGCCUGCCGUUGGCGCGGGAGGCUUGCGGAUGUUCAUCCACUAUCAGCCGACGUACUACCACUUCCAUGUCCACAUCGUGAAUGUGAAUGGAGGCGAGUUGAUAGCCAGGAUGGCGAUAGGAACUGCUCAUCUGCUCGACGACGUGAUAUCUAUGCUGGAGGUUCAGCCAGAUAUCUACGCCCGUACUACCCUCACAUAUUCGCUUGGAGAUCAACACGGAUUGUACACGGCGUUAUUGGCCGUCGCAUGAAAAUCCAUAGUGCUGCUUCGGAAUUGAAUGCUAUUGACAUCUUUCAUCCUCUU